Molecule: messenger RNA, 282 nt
Organism: Tinamus guttatus (white-throated tinamou)
Lineage: Eukaryota; Metazoa; Chordata; Aves; Tinamiformes; Tinamidae
Source: RefSeq, a predicted model, not a curated record
AUGGCUCCCUGCAUCAUGAAGAUGACUCUUAUUCUGCUCAUCACGGUUGUACUUUGCAGCUCCCCAGGCGCCGGCUCGUCCCGCGGGGUUGUGCCCAGCCUCCUGCAGACCCUUCUCGAGGGCACCCCCGAGCAGCUGCAAUCCGGGCCCCUGUCCCGGUACAGCAUCGACGAGGCGACUCGAGCCGCUCUGGCUGCGCUGAAGGAGUGUAUCGACGCGCUGCCUCGCGAGCACGUGAAGGCCCUCACCAGCCUGCUGAAACUUGUGCGCGCAGAGGUGUGA